Messenger RNA from Doryrhamphus excisus (bluestripe pipefish), 2726 nucleotides. Its product is annotated as transcriptional coactivator YAP1-like. NCBI's taxonomy places the organism in Eukaryota, Metazoa, Chordata, Actinopteri, Syngnathiformes, Syngnathidae. The record is from RefSeq and is a predicted model, not a curated record. Gene Ontology annotation, cellular component: cytoplasm; nucleus. Gene Ontology annotation, molecular function: protein binding; transcription coactivator activity. Gene Ontology annotation, biological process: positive regulation of transcription by RNA polymerase II; hippo signaling.
AGGGAGUUUAGAGUUCAAGUGGGGGCUCGCGGCUGCGUUUUUAUUACAGUUCGGCGUCCUUUGAGGCGUGUUUUCUUUCGUUUGUUGCAUUUAGGCCAAACAAGGCAAAACUUUGGAGCGGCGUUCUACUUUAUCCUGUUCCAUGUUGUGCAAAGUUUGCUGCGGCGGCUUUAAAGACUGCAGCCCCGCCCCUGCGCACUUUCACAUGAAUGUGUGAGUGGAUGAGAGCAAGCAAAGCAAAGCAAAGCAAAGUUUGGACUUGUGGCUGAGAUUUGCCCCCAUCAACAACAACGAGAGCAACGCCGAUCGUUUGCUGCUCGACUCGGAGUUCAUUUGUUUGUUCGGCCGGGUUGGUGUUUUUGGUGGAUCUUCGGGCUUAGCAGGCAGACAGUCUGCGUGAAGCUUCAUUUCAGCGUCCAAACCUCCCAAACCUUAGCGGGGCCACAUGGACGCCCACCGCGGCGCUCCCCCGGCCGGCCAGCAGGUGGUGCACGUACGCGGGGACUCCCAGACGGAGCUGGAGGCCUUGUUCAGCGCCGUGAUGAACCCCAGCAAGGCCGCCCAGCAGCCCGCCUCCCUGCCCAUGAGGAUGAGGAAGCUGCCCGACUCCUUCUUCAGGCAGCCCGACGCCAGGACGCACUCCAGACAAGCCAGUUCGGACGGAGGCGCGUGCGCUUCCCCGACACCUCACCACGUCCGCGCCCAUUCCUCGCCGGCCUCCCUGCCCGUCAACAUGCCCGACGCGGCGGCCCCGCCCGUCAUACCCGACGACGUGCCCCUCCCCCACGGCUGGGAGAUGGCCAAGACGCCCUCUGGCCAGCGCUACUUCCUCAACCACUUGGACAAGACCACCACCUGGCACGACCCCCGCCUCGCUCAGCUUCAGUCGGCCGCCCCUCAACACCCGAGCCCCGCUCCCCUCCACGCCCACUCCCUCAGCAACCCGGCGACCGCCUCCACGCAACAAAGCAUCAGUCUCGACGCAGCCCAGAAGAUGAACCCGGGCCUCCUCAGCCUGGCCGUGCAGCAGCGCCAGGAGAAGGAACGACUGCAGCGAUGCAAGCAACAGAUGCAGCCCCCACAGGACACGGGAGCAAGGAACCAGAUGACGGGUGGAAUGGACCAUGACAGGAAUAAUGCGCUUGUCCCGCCUGCGGAUGUCAGGAUCAGAGCGCCGACCCACGAACCGACGCUCAAUGGCGCUCACUCUCGCAACGAGAGCACUGACAGCGGCCUGAGUGUCAGUAGCCUGCCGCGUACGUCUGACCACAUGCUCAGCUCCGUGGACCACAUGGACACUGGUGAAUCUGUGGAGUCGUCCUCCAUGACCUUACAGGACCCCAUGCCUGCGAUGACCGAGGGCGAGGAACUCAUGCCUUGCAUCCCCGAGGGGCUGAGUUCUGAGCUCCUGAUGGACAUGGAGACGGUCCUGUCCGGGUCACACAUGGACAGGGACAGCCUGCUCACCUGGUUAUAGACACGCCUGCCUGGCCUGAUCUGCCUUCAAGAACACUUUUAUGGGACCUUUUAUGGAUUUUUAAAGCACACAACUACAAGCUACAAGACAUGUGAUGGAGGAUUGAAAUAAUCAAUAAGCUGCUAGAAUCUCCUGCUUUUUUGCAAGCUCGUCGUGGAAAACUUUUCAGGACACCUUUAUUUUAUAAUCGACCACCGGAUGGCGCUCCCUCAGCUAACCUAACCAAUAGCAUCAUAUUGUUUCUCAAACACUACCAUGACACCAAAAAGGUCCUGCUGGAGAAACACCUUAAAUGUGGUAAAUGUUAACAGUGAGCCGAAGAAACAGUAUUAAAAGCACUAAUAUCUAAUAAGUCACGUCCUGCAAAAGAUCUUAUUUUGCCAAGUGUACUCAAAUUGAAGUGAAGGCGGAAAAGCUUUAUUUUCAUCAUUACUAUACAUUUUAGUGGAAAAAUGUCUUCAUUAUUGGGGUUUGCAUCAUACUGAGGGCUGGUUUUAUGUUUUCAUACUCCUAACCGCCCUGAGUGCACUUCUGCAAACCCCACUAAUAAACACAUUGUUGAUGAAUUUGAUGGAAGUUGUGUGGUUUUAAUUGCGUUGUGUUAUUGUUUGCUUCUAGUGAACCCAAAACAAGGUCAUGUGCCCUUGUGGUGUGCAGCAAUGUCAAAUACUAAUAGAUUGGAAUGGGUUUUGUGCUGUUGCCUAAUGCACUGAGUUGUACGGUUCCUAACAUUACGGUCAAGAGAUUAGGAAAUUAGCAUUUUAGCUCCUGGCCCGCGGCUUUGCUGUUCCUCACAUUUAAAGUGUGCGGUUUUUAAGUGUUUUGAAUGGCUCCAUUGCGUUUUCAGUUUCAAGCGAUGCUGGGAAAGUGAAUUCUUGCUCUUUAUGAAGUACAAGAAACGCAGGCAUUUGUGUCCUAAUAGUGGAAAAAAAACAGUGAAUGAAGACGUUGCAUCGUUAGUAAAACACACUACUUGUCGAGCUGAGGUGUUUUUUUGUUUUUUGUAUUAUUUUAGAUGUAUUGCUCAUCGACGCCCCAGUGCAACACACUACCUUCUCUUAUUUAUCUUAGAAUGCAUGACACUCCCUUAUAUACAGUAAAUAUAUGUAGUAAUAAUAAUAAUAAUGAGCUUUAUCGCACACAUCGGAGUCCAUUUGUACCUUUUUAUGCAUGUGAUUUGUAUCCAUUUAUUUUCUCCUUACUCCCUCUGUAAUCAUUUUUGAUGCAUAAUAAUAAAUCAUAAAUUCAA